UGGGCCGGUCCACCGAAAGUUAGAAAAACCCUAAACCCUCAAAAACCACCUAGAACCUUCCACCACCAGAUUCCACUGUUUAAAUCCUCAUCACUAUCACAUUUCAUCAAUCAAAAGUCAGAUUCAGUGUGCAAUUUCAUCAAUGGCGAAGCGUCUAAUUCCAUCUCUCAACAGAGUAUUGGUGGAGAAGAUAAUUCCUCCUUCCAAAACCACCGCCGGUAUUCUUCUCCCUGAGAAAUCCUCUAAGUUGAAUUCUGGUAAAGUUGUUGCUGUUGGUCCCGGAACUCAUGAUUUAUCCGGUAAUAAGAUUCCGGUAGGUGUUAAGGAAGGAGAUACCGUUUUGUUGCCGGAGUACGGUGGCACUGAAGUCAAACUUGGCGAAAAAGAGUAUCAUCUAUACAGAGAUGAGGACAUUUUGGGAACUUUGCAUGACUAAUUUUUCAAUUUUCUUGAUAAGGGUUCAUUAAACUGGAUGUUUUGAUGUUAUGUUUGAGAUGUUAGACUGGUUAAUGAAUGAGCUAAGAGAUUUGUUGGCAAAUGAAAUGGUGUUAUAUUCCAAGGGCAUAUAUGCUGAUAUGCAAUUAACAUUUCUCUGAUAUUGCUGCUUGUUUCUUGUGCUAUUAAGAUUAUUUGAUUUUAUAA
Molecule: messenger RNA, 642 nt
Organism: Helianthus annuus (common sunflower)
Lineage: Eukaryota; Viridiplantae; Streptophyta; Magnoliopsida; Asterales; Asteraceae
Product: 10 kDa chaperonin, mitochondrial
Exons: 3
Coding region: 143-436 (97 amino acids)
Cellular component (GO): mitochondrial matrix
Molecular function (GO): ATP binding; metal ion binding; protein-folding chaperone binding
Source: RefSeq, a predicted model, not a curated record